Molecule: messenger RNA, 2454 nt
Organism: Camelus dromedarius (Arabian camel)
Lineage: Eukaryota; Metazoa; Chordata; Mammalia; Artiodactyla; Camelidae
Gene: RCAN1
Product: regulator of calcineurin 1
Exons: 4
Coding region: 101-850 (249 amino acids)
Biological process (GO): calcium-mediated signaling
Cellular component (GO): nucleus; cytoplasm
Molecular function (GO): calcium-dependent protein serine/threonine phosphatase regulator activity; nucleic acid binding
Source: RefSeq, a predicted model, not a curated record
AGCCCGAGGAGGUUAACUCACAAGCCGGCCGACGGGAGAGCGCGAGGAUCCCGCGCGAGCCCGGCGCAGCCGGCGGGGGCGCACGGGUGCGGGCGCCGGGAUGGAGGACGGUGUGGCCGGGACCCGGUUCGGGACGGCGGCCGAGGCGGCCGAGGCGCGAGCGCCGCCCGGGGUGACGCUGCGGCCCUUGGCGCCGUUCUCAGGGGCAGCCGAGGCCGACGAGGGCGGCGGCGACUGGAGCUUCAUUGACUGCGAGAUGGAGGAGGUGGACCUGCAGGACCUGCCCAGCGCCACCAUCGCCUGUCACCUGGACCCGCGCGUGUUCGUGGACGGCCUGUGCCGGGCCAAAUUUGAAUCCCUCUUUAGGACAUAUGACAAGGAUAUCACCUUUCAGUAUUUUAAGAGCUUCAAACGAGUCAGAAUAAACUUCAGCAACCCCUUAUCUGCAGCGGAUGCCCGACUCCAGCUACAUAAGACUGAAUUUCUUGGAAAGGAAAUGAAGUUAUAUUUUGCUCAGACUUUGCACAUAGGAAGUUCACACCUGGCCCCACCGAAUCCAGACAAGCAGUUUCUGAUCUCUCCUCCCGCCUCUCCGCCGGUUGGCUGGAAACAAGUGGAAGAUGCUACUCCUGUCAUAAAUUAUGAUCUUUUAUAUGCUAUCUCCAAGCUGGGGCCAGGGGAAAAGUAUGAAUUGCACGCCGCGACCGACACCACUCCCAGCGUGGUGGUCCACGUGUGUGAGAGCGAUCAGGAGAACGAGGAGGAAGACGAGAUGGAAAGAAUGAAGAGACCCAAACCCAAAAUUAUCCAGACCAGGAGGCCGGAGUACACGCCCAUCCACUUAAGCUGAACUGGCCCCCGGACGAAGAGGUAUUCCAAGUCACACUCACGGGAAGGAAUCUUUUACUGUGGAAGUGGCUGGUCACAGCUUUGGAGGCGGCAGCCGUGAUCGCUGUGGCAGAAAUUGCAGCUCACGUUGCUCAGAAGAGAACCGAGGCUUAGUCUUCUGGUUCCGACGCUGUGUAUCUGUCAAUGUUCAUGGCUCCCGGGAAUUUUCCUGAGCCAAUCACUGAGUUUGGGGUGAUCGCACAAGGACAUUCGGGAACGUCUCGAGAAAACCGAUAACGAUAGUGUUCUGUACUUGUUAUUUUCUGGUAGGUUCUGUUUUUGCCAGGGGCAGGUUGAUCAAUGGGUCCGGGGAGAGCCUUCUGUUUCUAACCAGCCUAUGAUGUAGACGCUCUCUCCUGGUAGAGAAAGGCACUGCGUGGGGCCACGAGGUGUCUAGUGCAGAAGGGUUGUGAAAACAACAGUGCAACGUGGAAAUUGUAGCGUUUCAUUUCUUCCCUGUCAUGUCCUAAUGUUUGUGCAUGUAUAUUACUGAUUUUCAGAGCUAACCUUUGUUCGUAUAUAGAGUUAUGCCAUUGUUGUUUCACAUCUUUUGGGAAGAUAGGAAAGCAUUUGAAAAGUCUGUCACCUUUCCAGAUUCGUGACUGUCUCUGCAACAGCACACACACGUGGGAUUCCACCUGGAAUACAUCCACUCGGCAUCCUAUCCGAUGCAACAUGGACUUGUGCUUUUGCAAAAGAAGUCGAUCUGCAAUUCCUAUGUAGCGUUUUGCUUAUAAAAUUCAGAGACAGCAGUUCCACUGCCAACUUUUAGUGGGUGAGAAGUUUUAGUUUAGGUGUUUUAGAUUAGACAAUAAAUUGGUUUCAUUUAUUUCUUUUAUGUGGGGGGUUACAUGAAUCAUAGCCAAAAACCUUUUUUGGGGAACUGCCAGUUGAGAUCAUUGAUUUUUUUUUUAAUCCCACUAAAACAUCAAGAUAAACUUGUAAAUAAAGCUGAUAGAAUACAUUCACACCUGUUGUGCACUCGGGUGAGGAAUACAUCAGUGGAGGCUAGUGUAAGAUGUAUUAACCUACUUGUAUGUUGUGAAUUGUAUGUUGUAGAAACGCCUUUCAAAUGUUGGGCAGGACUUGAAUUCGAAGCAUGUGAAGUGGAUAGUAGAUUGUGUAAAGGUUAUGAGAAGGAUGCAGUGCCUUUCCCCAUUAACUCCUGAUGGAAUUGUUACACUAGGUUAACGUUUGUAAUUUUUUUUCUAGUUGUAACGUGUAUGUCUGGUAAAUAGGUGUUAUAUUUUGGCCUUACGAUACCAUAACAAGGUUUGUCAUUUUGAAAUACCGAAUGUCAAGUAACAGUGCAUGCUUUGGAAAUGUGGGAGGUGGUUUUCUUUAAGAAGCAAAUAUGUUUGAUUGUUCAUAUCAAGAAAUUGACUGAAUGUUCUCAAAACCCUGUUUACAGUACUUGGUGGGGCUGGGGGCAGGUGAGGGAGAGACCAUUGCCUAGCUGUUCAAGUGUUCCUAGUUAAGUGCUUUUAAACUGGAGAGGCUAACCUCAAAGUAUUUUUUUUAACUGCAUUCUAUAAUAAAUUGACACAAUAUGCUCUUUACGGAAAA